This is a messenger RNA of Entelurus aequoreus (snake pipefish), 3968 nucleotides long. RefSeq names its product myosin IHa (gene myo1ha). NCBI's taxonomy places the organism in Eukaryota, Metazoa, Chordata, Actinopteri, Syngnathiformes, Syngnathidae. Gene Ontology annotation, molecular function: microfilament motor activity; actin filament binding; ATP binding. Gene Ontology annotation, cellular component: actin cytoskeleton; microvillus; myosin complex. The record is from RefSeq and is a predicted model, not a curated record. Gene Ontology annotation, biological process: actin filament organization; vesicle transport along actin filament. The coding region runs from base 277 to 2940 and encodes 887 amino acids. The transcript is spliced from 30 exons.
ACUUUACUGGUGUCGGUAAACCCCUAUAAGAGUUGGAUAUCUUCAACCAGCAACAGAUGGACGUUUACAUGGGGUCAACUUCUUUGAGCUUCCACCACACAUUUACGCUCUGGCAGACAACGCCUACCACGCCAUGCUGGCCGAGUUCAGCAAUCACUUCAUCCUCAUCUCGGGGGAGAGCGGGAGCAGGGAAGACUGAGGCCUCCAAAAAGAUUCUACAGUAUUACGCGGUCAGCUGUCCGAGCACCGCUCUACUAAACACCGUCAGGGGACAAGAUGCUCAUGUCCAACCCUGUCCUAGAGGCUUUUGGUAAUGCCAAAACACUAAAGAAUGACAACUCAAGCCGCUUCGGGAAGUAUAUGGACAUUCAAUUCAAUAGUGAGGGUGAUGCAGUUGGCGGCCACAUCCUGAACUACCUGCUGGAGAAGUCGAGGGUGGUGCAUCAGAAUCACGGCGAGAGAAACUUCCAUAUUUUCUACCAGCUCCUGCAGGGAGGAUCAGAGGACCUUCUGCACCAGCUGGGCCUGGACAGGGAUUGCCAGCGUUACAGCUACCUCACACAGGGAGAUUGCGCCAUCGUGCCUUCCAUCAACGACAACAGCAACUGGAAGUCUGUUAAAAAUGCACUUGAAGUCAUUGACAUUGAUGCAAUCAACACCAAUCACUUAUUUGGGAUUAUUGCAAGUGUUCUUCACCUGGGUAAUGUGAAGUUUGACUCUGACGAUAAAGGCCGGGCCACGCUCAACAACAACAAUGCAGAGCUGCGCUGGGUCUCAAAUCUUCUUGGAGUUGACUCUCACCGUCUCCAAGAAGGUCUGACAUACAGGAAGAUAGAAGCAAAAUCCGAUCAGGUGUUCUCCCCGUUUACUAUCGAUCACGCCAUCUAUGUGAGAGAUGCCCUGGCCAAGGCCAUCUAUGGACACACCUUCACCUGGCUGGUCAACAGGAUCAAUGAGUCCAUUGAGAACACUGAUCCUUCAAGAAAAACUGUCAUUGGCCUUUUGGACAUUUAUGGUUUUGAGGUUUUUAAUGUUAACAGUUUUGAGCAAUUCUGCAUCAACUACUGCAAUGAGAAGCUGCAGCAACUUUUCAUCCAGCUCACACUCAAGGCAGAGCAGGAGGAAUACGAGGCGGAGGAUAUUGAGUGGGAGCCGGUGCAGUUCUUCAACAACAAGAUCAUCUGCGACCUGGUCGAGGAGCGACACAGGGGGAUUAUUUCAAUCCUGGAUGAAGAGUGUCUCAGGCCAGGAGAUGCGACAGACCUCACUUUCCUGGAAAGACUGGAGGAGAAGAUGGGCAAUCAUCCUCAUUUUGUCUCACACAAGCUGGCGGACAAGAAGACGCGCAGGACGCUGGAAAGAGGAGAUUUUCGUCUCUUGCAUUAUGCGGGGGAGGUCACCUACUGUGUUGUGGGUUUUCUGGACAAAAAUAAUGACCUCUUAUACAGAAAUAUCAAAGAUCUGAUAUGUCAAUCUAAAAACGCCAUCGUCAAACAGUGCUUCUCCUCCAUGGACCCGGCAAGCCGGCGUAGACCAGAAACAGUGGCCGCCCAGUUUAAGAGCAGCCUGCUGAAGCUGACAGAGAUCCUCAUGGCUAAAGAUGCCUGGUACAUACGUUGUCUUAAAUCCAACGAGUCAAAGAAGCCAGGACAGUUUGACGAAGCCCUGAUCAGACACCAGGUCAAGUACUUGGGCCUGAUGGAGCACCUGAGAGUGAGACGCGCCGGUUUCGCUUACAGGCGAAAGUAUGAGGUCUUUUUACAGAGGUACAAAGCUCUGUGUCCUGCCACCUGGCCACACUGGAGAGGAGAACCUGCUGAUGGUGUGUUGGUGCUUGCUCAACAUCUGGGCUAUCUUCCAAAUGAGUACAAAAUGGGAAGAACCAAAAUAUUCAUUCGCCAUCCGAGGACACUUUAUGCCACUGAGGAUGCUUUUGAAAAGUGCAAACAUCAACUAGCAACAAGACUCCAGGCUAAAUACAAAGGUUACAGGGCAAAGGGGGAGUUCAGAAAACAGAAGGAGGCUGCCACAAAGAUUGAGACUUGCUGGAGAGGAGUGCAGGCGAGGAAGGAGCGAGACAAGAGAGCCUGGGCUGUCAAAGUCAUCAAACAAUUUAUCAAGGGUUACAUGACCAGAGGACAAGCGAAGGUAACGGAUAACUCGGAGUAUUUGGCCUUCGUGCGGCAGAACUACUUGAACAAGCUGAAAGCCAACCUGCCAAAGACGGUUUUGGAUAAAACCACUUGGCUGGACGCACCGCGAGUGCUGACCGAGACAUCGGAAAUACUACGUAAACUGCACUACAGGCUCAUGGUGCGGAAGUAUGUCAGAGGGAUCACACCCCAGAAAAAAGCACAGUUUGAAAUGAAGUUCAUCGCCAGCUCGAUGUUCAAGGGGAAAAAAGAGAGCUACCCACAAAGUGUUGCCCUGCCUUUUGCAGACACCAGGAUCAGUGAUCAAGACAUAAACCCGAGAAUCCUGCAGAUGAUUGGCAACGAGCACAUCAAGUACGGCGUCCCGGUGGUCAAAUACCACAGGAAUGGUUUCAAACCGCGGCCACGGAAACUCAUCCUCACUAAGUCGGCUGCUUAUAUGAUCGAGGAGGCGAGGAUCAAACAGAGAGUGUCGUUUACCAAUCUUAAAGAGAUUUCAGUCAGUAACCUGACAGACAGCAUUGUUGUGUUGCACGUCACAUGCGAGGACCCCAAACAAAAGAGGGAUCUUGUUCUGCAGUGCAAUCACCUGAUUGAGCUGGUGACCAAACUCAGCAUCAUUGCGAACAAACAGAGCGCGGUCAAGGUGGUCCAGGGCAGCGUCAAGAUAGAAAUCCAGGCUGAGAAGGAGAACACGGUGGACUUCAGCACGGGCCAGGAGCCGAUGGUGUUCAAGGCCAAGAACGGACACCUCAUGGUGGUCGCCACUCGGGCCCGGCCGAGGUAACAUGAGGGGUUGGGGAGACACUCAAGAAGCCCCUGCAUAUUUCAUCACGAGACCCCAAAGCGGAGGAUGUGAGCACACUGCAGCACUUUACAAUCAGUCCAUUUGGUUUCUUUUCUUUAGACUCUACUGAGAGACAACAACAGCUAAAUAAACACCCAUAAAGCCCCUAAUAAUGCUCUUUUUGAAAUGACACUGAUGUCAGAGGGAUAUUCUUAUGGUUGUAGUUUAAGUAGGAAUGUGACUCUGCAACUCACAAUUCAAUUCAGAAUCCAUUCUUGAUUCAAAUUGGUUCCCGCGAUGUUAUUUGGUAUUAAAUGUAUCUUAAAACCUGACAUAUGAUGUAUGCCUUGGGUGUCCAAUUCACGGCCCGCCUGGCAUCUUUCAUCAUUUCAAUAAGCAACCUGGCCGUAAGAGGUGUUAACAUUUUAAAUGUAAAUACCCAUGGGUCUAACAGUUAGCUGUUAGUGACCAUGAAGUUUUCUUCCUUGGCACAAGCAGAGCAUUUACCUAUAUGACCCAAUCCAAACAACCUUUCCUAGUCAUGGUGCAGAAAAAAAUAUUCAACCAGCGCAAAGAGUCAACACACAUGGUCGCACAUAACACAACCUGCUCACUGAACUUUGUGUAUAUUAUUUGAAAAAAAAUCGUCAUACAAAAUGUGAAAUUACACCCAUUUGCAGGAUGGGAAAAAUGCUAAACACUCUCCACACUUAUCCAUGUUUGACUUUUAGCUGCUUGAUAUUACUGAUUAAUUACAAAGCUUUAAAGAGGUUGUCAGGGAAGUAAACAAGGUAGGAGUUGAACUUUCACAUACUCUUAAAAUUCAAUUAUAAUGAUUAAUAAUUAUAUGCCCAAUAUAGUACUAUAAUAUGUAAACAAACACACACACAUAUAUAUGUAUAUAAAUACAUAUAUAUAUAUAUAUAUAUAUAUUAGAACAGUCCAAAAGUUUGGACACCCCUGUUUAUGCAUAUGAUGUAUAUGUGCAGCGAGAUGAUUUGAUGAGACAUUUUUUUAAUCAAUUUUUG